AUGGUGAUGGGUGAUGGCACGCCCCUUCUCGGCUCCUCUGCCUCCGCAUCCUCAGCGCAAGACGGUACCGAUCUCUCAUCGGAAAAGUCUCCUGCUUCCUUAAAUCAGCCCAUCAGCAUCUUGUGGGAGGCGGACAUCACUUUCCUCUUUGUGAACUUGAUCUUCCUGCGACCGGGUCUGGAGGAGGCGAGUGCUGCCGUGGAGUGUCAGCGUACACAAUCU
Dibothriocephalus latus is the source of this 222-nucleotide messenger RNA. The record is from the annotation of a GenBank genome assembly. Lineage: Eukaryota; Metazoa; Platyhelminthes; Cestoda; Diphyllobothriidea; Diphyllobothriidae.